UGGAUACUGAGGACUGACCUUGGGACCUUCUUUAAAUUCUGGUCACCUCUUAGCAUUUUUAAAAAAUCAAGUAAAAUAUACGUUCAAAUAUGAACUCACUAAAGAUGGAAAAUGGUCAUUCCAUACCUAUCCUUGGGCUUGGCACAUGGAAUAGUCCACCUGGUGAAGUUGGUGCAGCUGUGAAAAAAGCCUUAGAAAUUGGUUAUCGUCAUUUAGAUUGUGCUUAUGUAUAUAACAAUGAAGCAGAGAUAGGUGAAGCAUUAGAAGAAUCAAUGAAAAAACUCAAUUUAAAAAGGGAGGAUAUUUUUAUCACUUCUAAGUUAUGGAAUACAUUUUUCCGUCCAGAAAAUGUGAGAAAAGGAUGUGAAACUACCUUGAAGAAUUUACGUGUAAAGUAUUUGGAUUUGUAUUUGAUCCACUGGCCGGUUCCAUUUGAACCUGGUAAAGGAAAUUUUCCUACAAAAGAAGAUGGACAGCUUUGUUUAGAUAAUGUACCUCAUGAAAAAACAUGGAAGGAAAUGGAAAAAUUAGUCGAUGAAGGUUUAGUAAAAUCUAUCGGCCUUUCAAAUUUCAAUAAACGACAAAUUGAAAAUAUCCUUAAACAUUGUCGAAUUAAACCAGUCAAUCUGCAGAUUGAAAUCCAUGCAAACUUUCCAAAUAUUAAAUUGGUUGAAUAUGCACAAUCAAUUGGUAUGACUGUCACUGCAUAUGCACCUCUCGGUUCACCUGCCCAUUCACCGGGAAGAACUAAUCUGCUCACUGAACCAUGGGUUGUGGCGAUCGCUGAACAUCACAAAAAGACACCGGCUCAAGUUCUUAUACGCUACUUGAUUCAAAGGAAUCUUAUAGUAGUUCCUAAGUCUGUAACACCGAGGAGAAUUGAAGAAAACUUUAAGGUAUUCGAUUUCCAACUGUCAAAGGAAGAAAUGAUAGAGUUAAAUACUAAGGGUUUAAAUGAACGUCAAUUCAAAUUACUAAAAUGGGCUGAUCACUCUGAAUAUCCAUUCCGUGAUGAAUAUUAAUGAAAGGGGAAACAAGAAAACUUUCAAAUCAAUAAUCUUGUUUUUCUUUGUGUUCAUAUUCCUCUUUGAACAUAAAUGUGUUGGUUUAUUGAUUGAUUCAUGUCAUAAAAUAUAUUUUUAUUCUUAGUUAA
Molecule: messenger RNA, 1153 nt
Organism: Trichobilharzia szidati
Lineage: Eukaryota; Metazoa; Platyhelminthes; Trematoda; Strigeidida; Schistosomatidae
Source: the annotation of a GenBank genome assembly